Messenger RNA from Gavialis gangeticus (Gharial), 5381 nucleotides. Its product is annotated as transducin-like enhancer protein 4. The coding region runs from base 736 to 3084 and encodes 782 amino acids. The transcript has 22 exons. NCBI's taxonomy places the organism in Eukaryota, Metazoa, Chordata, Crocodylia, Gavialidae. The record is from RefSeq and is a predicted model, not a curated record. Gene Ontology annotation, cellular component: nucleus; transcription regulator complex. Gene Ontology annotation, molecular function: transcription corepressor activity; protein binding. Gene Ontology annotation, biological process: negative regulation of canonical Wnt signaling pathway; regulation of DNA-templated transcription.
AUUUGGGCAAAGAAGUCGCCGCGCCUCGGCAGAGCGUGGUGGGAGCGCUGCUCGCGGCGGCGCUGGGCUUGUGCCGCGCGGCUCCUCGCAAGAGUUGUGGGGGAGCUCGCCGACCCCCAAACAAGCACAGCCCCGGGGCUCGCAUCGGCCCGGGGGGCAGGCGCCGCGGGGACGCAGCAUUUGAACCUGCGAGGACAGAGAGAGCGCGGGGCGGGAGGGGGGACCCGCACCCCGCCGCCCGGAGCGAUUCCUGUGCUUCUUGAAUCCUAAAAGACGAGCAGCGGCUUUGAUUGAUUAUUUCUGUUGUUUUUGCCUUCUUAUUUUUGUGGGCGCCGCUUCGCCCGGCUGCUGGGGAGCACCGGAAAAGUUUGCAGCCGCGGGGAGCGGAGUUGUUGCGGAGCGGGGAACCCUCACCCGCCCCCCAGCAGCCCGGGGCUGUGGACGAGGAAACGCCGGGACCGCCGCGGGGCCGGAGGACGCGCCCGCCGGCCCCCGUGGGAUGUGGCAGCGGCCCCCCGGGGCCGGGCACGCCUCCGCCGCCUCUCCCUCCCCCCGUGUGCCCGCGCGGGCGGGGGGGCCGGGGACCGCCGGAGACGCUCCUCCGAGCACCAGCGCCGGGCAGCCCCUUCCUCCUCCCCCCCUCUCCUCCUCCUCCUCCGCCCCUCUUCGCAUUGUUGCCGCUCAACCCUAUGAACCGCGCUGCUCCGGCCAGAAGCGCCCAGUAAAGCGGCUUGGAUGAUUCGCGAUCUGAGCAAGAUGUAUCCUCAGACCCGGCACCCGGCUCCUCAUCAGCCUGCUCAACCCUUUAAAUUCACCAUUUCCGAAUCCUGCGAUCGGAUUAAGGAGGAGUUUCAGUUUUUGCAGGCUCAGUACCACAGCUUAAAGCUAGAAUGUGAAAAACUGGCCAGUGAGAAGACAGAGAUGCAGCGACACUAUGUCAUGUAUUAUGAGAUGUCCUAUGGAUUGAAUAUAGAGAUGCAUAAGCAGGCAGAAAUUGUCAAGAGACUGAAUGCUAUAUGUGCACAAGUUAUUCCCUUCUUAUCCCAAGAGCACCAGCAACAAGUGGUGCAGGCUGUGGAACGGGCCAAGCAAGUGACCAUGGCAGAACUGAACGCAAUCAUUGGGCAGCAACAACUCCAAGCCCAGCAUUUAUCACAUGGACAUGGUCUUCCAGUGCCUCUCACUCCACACCCUUCGGGCUUGCAGCCUCCAACCAUCCCACCAAUUGGCAGCAGUGCUGGUCUCCUAGCUUUGUCCAGUGCACUGGGUGGGCAGUCCCACCUCCCGAUUAAAGAUGAAAAGAAGCAUCACGAAAACGAUCACCAAAGAGACAGAGACUCCAUAAAGAGCUCUUCUGUGUCUCCAUCAGCCAGUUUCAGAACAGCAGAGAAGCACAGAAACUCAACAGAUUACUCUUCAGAGAGUAAAAAGCAGAAAACGGAAGAGAAAGAAAUAGCAACUCGUUAUGACAGCGAUGGUGAAAAGAGCGAUGACAACUUGGUGGUUGACGUCUCCAAUGAGGAUCCUUCUUCUCCACGGGGGAGCCCAGCACAUUCUCCAAGAGAGAAUGGCUUGGACAAGACCCGACUGCUCAAGAAAGAUGCACCAAUUAGCCCAGCUUCUAUUGCAUCUUCCAGCAGUACUCCUUCCUCCAAAUCCAAAGAACUUAGCCUUAAUGAGAAAUCCACUACUCCUGUGUCUAAAUCAAAUACCCCAACUCCACGGACUGAUGCUCCAACUCCAGGCAGCAAUUCUACUCCUGGAUUGAGGCCAGUGCCUGGAAAACCCCCAGGAGUCGACCCAUUGGCUCUCUUUUUCUUUCCCUCCGUAGCUUCAGGCUUAAGGACCCCCAUGGCAGUACCAUGUCCUUACCCUGCUCCAUUUGGAAUUGUGCCACAUGCCGGCAUGAAUGGUGAACUAACCAGUCCAGGAGCUGCGUAUGCUGGUCUACAUAACAUUUCCCCUCAAAUGAGUGCAGCAGCUGCAGCGGCAGCAGCAGCGGCAGCUUACGGGAGGUCUCCAGUGGUUGGUUUUGAUCCACAUCAUCACAUGCGAGUCCCAGGCAUCCCUCCGAGUCUGACAGGCAUCCCAGGAGGAAAACCGGCAUAUUCAUUUCAUGUAAGUGCAGAUGGCCAGAUGCAGCCUGUACCUUUCCCUCCUGAUGCCCUCAUUGGUCCAGGAAUCCCUCGACAUGCUCGCCAGAUAAAUACUCUGAAUCACGGAGAAGUAGUAUGUGCAGUUACCAUCAGCAACCCAACUAGACAUGUGUACACUGGUGGGAAGGGAUGUGUCAAAGUUUGGGAUAUCAGCCACCCUGGAAACAAGAGCCCUGUCUCUCAGCUGGACUGCUUGAACAGAGAUAACUACAUCCGUUCCUGCAGAUUACUCCCAGACGGCCGCACCCUGAUAGUUGGUGGGGAAGCCAGCACGUUAUCCAUUUGGGACUUGGCAGCUCCAACUCCACGUAUAAAAGCAGAGCUGACAUCCUCUGCCCCAGCCUGCUACGCUCUAGCUAUCAGCCCUGACUCCAAGGUCUGCUUCUCCUGCUGUAGCGAUGGGAACAUUGCAGUGUGGGACCUGCACAACCAGACUUUAGUCAGGCAAUUCCAGGGCCACACAGAUGGAGCCAGCUGUAUUGACAUUUCUAAUGACGGCACCAAGCUCUGGACGGGAGGUUUGGACAAUACAGUCAGAUCUUGGGACCUCAGAGAAGGGAGACAGCUACAACAGCAUGACUUCACAUCACAGAUCUUCUCACUGGGCUAUUGUCCAACUGGUGAAUGGUUGGCAGUAGGAAUGGAGAACAGUAACGUUGAAGUUCUGCAUGUUACUAAACCAGACAAGUAUCAGCUACAUCUUCAUGAGAGCUGUGUGUUAUCGCUCAAAUUUGCUCACUGUGGCAAAUGGUUUGUAAGCACUGGAAAAGAUAAUCUUCUUAAUGCCUGGAGAACACCUUAUGGAGCCAGUAUAUUCCAGUCCAAAGAGUCCUCAUCUGUGCUUAGCUGUGAUAUCUCUGUGGAUGACAAAUACAUUGUCACUGGCUCUGGGGACAAGAAGGCAACAGUCUAUGAAGUUAUUUAUUAAAGACAAAUCUGAAUGCAAAAAGGACUCCUCCUCGUAGCACUUUGCUGUAUAUUCCUUUCUUCCCCUCCUCCACCCAAAAUGAGGACCAUCACAGUUGUGGAGUUUAUUUUUUCCUCUCCUAAUUUGCAAUUCAAUUGUGAAUGCUCAUUAAGAACUUGUGAUACCAAAUCUUCAGAUAUCUACUUGGAAGAAGAUGGAAUAAGCAUACUUAACAGUGAACUGACUCUUUAAUUAUGUAUUAUAGCUGUAAUAUAUUUAUUUUUGUUUAAAGAAGGCUUUCUAACAAUGAACUGACUAAAUAAAGGUGUCUGGCCCUGUCUUGGUUUGAAAGAGAGAAGUACAAUAACUUGCCUCAAACAAUCACCUUUAUCCCUUCUGGAUGCUUUGGCCACAUUUCUUUGAAAAGGGAGAUGUGUGUCUUUGGGCAAUUUAGCAGUUACAAGAGAUUAUGGGAAAUAUUUGAUAUAUUCAUUGGAAACCACACAGAAAUAAGAAUGGAUUCCUACGCAUGUACAAACUACAAAAGCAAGGACCUCAGAGGUAGGAUUUACAAGAGCACUCAUUCUGAAGUACAGAAAAGAAUGGAUUCUCACUUGAGAGAAGGACUUGCUUUAUUUGCCACAAGUUCUAUCCACGGCUUAGUUGGAUGUCCCUGAAAUGGAUGCAGGCUGAGCCAUCAUGCCAGAGACAUUGUGUUAUCUUUUUAUGUUGUUGUUGUUGCUGUUAAACUAUGAUCUGUGAUUUUUUUUUGAAUGCUUUAAAAAAAAUCUUUAAGUCUGUGGAUCUGCUGAUGUACAGUGCCUUUGCUGCUAUGGAUCAAAAUCAAAAGAACUGUGUAGAUAAAUCUUAUUGUAUAAGUAGAAAAUUACUUAAUUUGAUACUAGAAAUGGAUUGAUGCUGCAAGUUAAAAUGGACUGUUCAUUGAAGUUCCAAAUGUGGUAGCAAAAAAUGGUGUCUUAAGUGCUUAGUGUUUGAUGUCAUUAACAGUUUCGUAAUACUCUACAGUGUAGAAAGAUUUUGAUACUAAACUGUGUCAUUGUACAUAGUUCUAAUGCAUUGUAUUGACCCACCAGUACUUCUAUAAUGGUAGAUUAUUGUUUGUGCAUUCAGACUUUUAAGCAUUAAACAUAAGUAACUUCUAAGAUGUAUUAUAUUUUCUGUUUUUUCCCCUUUUUGGAUUGGCUAACCUCAGUAGUUGAACAGCUUGGUGUAAAGAGUUAUAGGCAAUAGAAGAGAAAGUUUUCAAGUUACACAACAUACACCCAUGGGUGUUUUAGAAAAGAGCAGUCUGUUUUUCAGAGUACACUAUUCAUCAGAAUACCUAAAGGUAUUUUAAUGCAAUGAUUCUCAUACUUAAAUGCAGUUUUUGCCUCUCGUUGAUCAGAGGGAAGGCUCGGGGCCUAUGGCAAUCAGCCUCAGGGGUUGCAAAAAGGCAAAUCCUAUGCUUUUCUGCAGAAAACGAAUUUCAAGGAUCUCUGCUGAUGUCCUGUCAAGCUUGGGGUGCCCAAGACCUCUUCUCUAUGUUGGAAUGACUUGUGUUUGAUGGGUUGCUAAUGUACCCACAAGGUGAAUGGGAAAUGGGAAAUGAUGUUGGUUUAGAAUUUAGCACCCAGGCUGUACCCUGAAGGAACUGAUUCAAAGUUCAUCGACAUCAUUGAAAAGAUUUUCAUUGACUUCGGUGGACUUUGAGCCUACAAACUCAAUCGAACACCUGCUUUGGUCAACAGAAAGACUAUUGUUGCUUUCUGGGUAUAGGUUUAUGAAUAGCUAUUGGAAAUCAUUGCUUUACUAAAUUAAAAUGGCACUUUACCACCCUGAAUCAAUGACUAGUAUUGUAAAUAAUUUCAUAAUGCUUAUUGGUAGAGAAGAGUGGAGGGGGAUGUACUAACUUUUCUUUCACAGCAACUGGUUGCUUCAGGAUUACAGUGAAGAAGACUUCACAACAUGUCUUCCAUGCUGAUGUAACUUUUGUUGUUCAUGUGUACAAUCUCUCUGAAAGGAGGUUCUCAUCUAUCUUAGUACGUCAAGGCUACACAGAGGUAAACAUGUUGUAGACAUUUUGUUACUUAUUAUUCAUAUCUGAAAGGAUAUAAUUUAUCUGCUAUUAAUUUUGAUAGUUCCCUAUUAUUGUCAAAGAUGUCCAGAAAUUUGAAAGAUUGGUACAUAUUCCACUCAUUUUAAGAGAAGGAGAAAUCAUUUGCUCAACGUCCAUAGCAGCAUGUCAUAUUAUUGUAUGUUGAAGCACACGAGGCCAUUUCAAAUGCCAAAAAUAAAGCCUUUCAUUCUUUAAAACAAAA